CUCUGGACCUACUGAGACCAUGGCAGAUUUGGAACAAACGAAGCGACUCUUCGACGAUCAGUCGGCCGAGUAUGAGAGGUUGACCGGCGGCUGCACUCGCCGCAUUGCCGCUAUCGGAAUCAAGUCUCUCCCACCGUUGACAUCCUCCACCCAUAUACUCGACCUUGCUUGCGGCCCUGGCAUCGUGACGAAGGUGAUCCUCGACACAGCGGCAGAGCAAGGUGUCGUCCCACCUCCGCGCAUCACAUCCGUCGACAUUGCGGGGCCCAUGAUUGAGCAGCUCGAAAUCAGCAAGCAGGUCCACGGUUGGACGGCGGUCGAGACCAAGAUCUUGAACGCGCAGAAGCUGGAGGGACUCGCGGACGAAAGUUUCGACGCCGUUUUCAUGAACUUUGGUCUCUUUGCCGUACCCGACGCCGGCGAAGGCGCCAAAGAGAUGCUGCGCGUGCUCAAACCCGGCGGUGCCGCCAUCGUCACCACCUGGAAGGAAGCCCCAACCAUCCAGCUGCUGGAGGAGGCAACUGCAUCGAUUCGCCCGGACUGUGUCAGCCGUGUGCAGCCGGUGGCGAAGGAGUGGAUGACGAAGGAGAAGCUGAGGGACACUUUGCUCUCUGGAGGCUUCCUCGACGGCAAAAUCAUCAUAUCAACGCCGGAAACGUCAUGGGAGAACAAGUCGGUGGACGAGUUUGUUGAUGCCAUGUGCAGCCCGUUCUGGGCAAGGGUCCGCGACGGCUGGUCUGAGGACGAAAACGGUCGAUGGCGUGGGGAGCUUGGAAAACGUGUGAUAGUAAAUGAGUCCGGUCGAGCGGUGUUUCCCAUGACAGCAUGGAUGGCUGUCGCUACGAAGUGAUACGGAAAGCUGUGCUAGACCCGGUAGUCGGUCAUCUCUUUUGACAGAAUCGGUAUAGAAGUUGAGGACGAGCGUAAUAUUCUCCUUCUGACAAUUCAACACCUACGUCGGUCAAGGAUCCCGCUGCUGAACCUCCGCCACUGUAACGACAGGGGGGCUGCACUGGACGACUAUUUGCAGCCAUGGUAUAAAAAGGAUGAAUUGCAUGACAAUUAUUAUAAAAUUGAUAGUCCAGUAUGGUUUUCCACGAAGUUCCAAAUUGUACCUAGGGAGAGUGGAAGAAACGGCCUCGUCGAAAUUUCAAGCUCCAUGCUCGCGAU
Messenger RNA from Trematosphaeria pertusa, 1170 nucleotides. Its product is annotated as S-adenosyl-L-methionine-dependent methyltransferase. The transcript has a single exon. Bases 20 to 850 code for a protein of 276 amino acids. NCBI's taxonomy places the organism in Eukaryota, Fungi, Ascomycota, Dothideomycetes, Pleosporales, Trematosphaeriaceae. Gene Ontology annotation, molecular function: methyltransferase activity. The record is from RefSeq and is a predicted model, not a curated record.